AUGUCCAAGCUGCCGCCGCACUUUUUCCGAUGUCCGUUGCUUAGUGACGCCGACACGGCUGACCUCAAGGCCUUUGCCGAGCAAGCGUCGAUCGAUUCCGUUCGCCAUGCCAGGCUACACAAUGGCCCCAUCAAGUGGUCCAUCAUCGAGGACGACCAUGACCUGCAAGUGCUGAGCGGAUACGAUCCCGCCGCGCCCGCAGGGGUCCUCUCCUACGGCUCGACCACGUACCUCUACGCUUCCAUCGACGACGUAGCCAGUCUGUUUCGGGCCGAAACGGACGAAGAGUACCAGACGUAUCGUCGACAGUUUGCCCCGGACUUGUUGGACGGCGCGCCGCUGUAUACGCUGACAUCGCCGACCCCAGCCAACCCGCGUCAAUUUGUCGGAAUCAAAUGGAUGGCAGUGGCCAGUCCGGUGGUAGCCGUGGUGAAACACCGCGACUUUUGUGCCAUCGAGUGCCGGUAUGAUUUCGACACACAAGGCAGGCGUGGGUAUGUCCGGUGCCUCAAGUCCGUGUCGUUGGCAUGUUGUCCGGACCUGGAGGCGUCGAUGGGGUUCGUCCGGGGCACGUACCAUCGGCUGGCGCAUGUAUUUUUAGAAACCGAUCGGCCGGGGUACCUCCACGCGUUCCAGCUGCUGCAGGCCGACUUUCGCGGCAACAUCCCCACGUGGCUGUCGAAAUUAAGUGCAAAAAAGCGCGCCAAGUCAUUGGGGGAUAUGGAUUUGUUCCUGCGGGGCCAGCGGCUGACCCGAACCGCCUUCUUAAAUGACCGAGAACUCGUGCUCAAGGGCAACAGAAGCCGCUGCUUCGUCUGCCAGGUGCCAUUUGGGACGUUCGGAACCAAGUGUUCGUGUCGAAAGUGUGGCGAAGUGGUAUGCAAAGCCUGCUCCAAGUCGUGGCGAGUGCAUGCCGAUGGCAUGAGCCAAAGUUUGCGCGUGUGCACUUCCUGUACGACCUCCAAUGGGCUCAUUGGCGACCUCAUGACCAGAGCCGCCAGCACCACCAGCCAACUGGAACGCACCAAAUCUGUGACAGUGUCCACGCCGCUGGCGACUUCGAGAGGUGGAAUCAAUGCAGCCGCAGCGCUGACAGGUCGAGGUGGGUCCCAGCGCCGCGCGGGGACGCAGUUGAGUUCGUCUGCAGCCGCGACUCCAACCCCCCGGACACUCUACACCCCCAAAGUCCCCCGGUUCCACAAGUCCGCAUCAACCACGCCCACCUCCGCCCGCCUCCCGUCAUCGCCACUUAGCUUUGAUUUCCUCAACGAAUCUAUCUUUCAACACUCGACGGGCGAGCGAAGUACGGGCUUUUCCGUGGACGAUGAUCUAGAUGACUUGGACAGCAGCUUCAUAUUUACCCCCACGCAACUACACGAUGCUCCUCGGAACAGUAGACAAUUGCAAUCUCAAGGACAACAAGACGACAGAACACUCACUGACGUACCCCCUUGGCACCAGCAGCAACUCGUGCGAUAUGAUCCAACCAAGGCCCAAGACCCAAGACACACCGAUAAAGUGCCACCACUACUCCGCGACGACCUGGACCAUCGAAACGAUAUCAUUCCGCUGGUCAUGUCGCCUUGA
This is a messenger RNA of Aphanomyces astaci, 1587 nucleotides long. RefSeq lists its product as hypothetical. Gene Ontology annotation, molecular function: metal ion binding. The record is from RefSeq and is a predicted model, not a curated record. NCBI's taxonomy places the organism in Eukaryota, Oomycota, Saprolegniomycetes, Saprolegniales, Verrucalvaceae. Bases 1 to 1587 code for a protein of 528 amino acids. The transcript has 6 exons.